Messenger RNA from Colletotrichum phormii, 2697 nucleotides. RefSeq names its product glycosyl hydrolase family 3 N terminal domain-containing protein. The coding region runs from base 1 to 2697 and encodes 898 amino acids. NCBI's taxonomy places the organism in Eukaryota, Fungi, Ascomycota, Sordariomycetes, Glomerellales, Glomerellaceae. Gene Ontology annotation, molecular function: beta-glucosidase activity. Gene Ontology annotation, biological process: glucan catabolic process. The transcript has 2 exons. The record is from RefSeq and is a predicted model, not a curated record.
AUGGACUCGGGGGCCCGGGAGCCAACGUGCAUCAAUGCUUCGCAUCCCCGAGCUGCAGAAGAUGAGAAGAUCUCUCUCCAUUUGAAUGGCCAGCCCUGCAGCUUCUCGACCGACGAGAUCAUGCCCGAUCAGACUCAAUUUCUUCACACUACCAAGGAAUCCAAGGAAGCAGACUACGCCAGCCAACAGCACCAGCACCCUACGACCAAACAACCAACCAGACUUGCCACCUUCUUUCCCCGGCUGCAGAGAUGUACGAGACCAUGGAUUACAGGCGCGUUCGCGUUGUACCUCACGGGCCUCAUCCUAAUCUCGGCCUACUCUGCCAGCAAGCUAUUCGACGCCGGCAGUUGGCUAGCCCAUCGACCAGCACAGCCAGCGGCGCCAGCAGCUGCUUCUCCGCCCUCUCGGGUCUCACCAGCCUCCCCAGUCCGGAACUGGGAUGCGGCCGCCUCCAAGGCGGCGGCCUUUGUGGCCCAGCUCAACCUCACCGAAAAGACUCUGAUGGUCACUGGUCAGCUCGGGCUUGAGGCCGGCGGUUGCAUCGGCAACAUUGUGCCGAUCGAGCGCGUCGGGUUCCCCGGACUCUGCUUGCUCGACGGCCCCACGGCGCUGGACCGCGCCGAUCUCGUCAGCGUCUUCCCCGCCGGUCUCACCACAGCCGCAAGCUGGGAUAAGGAGCUCAUCUACCAGCGCGGAAAGGCGCUUGGCGAGGAGUUUCACGACAAAGGCGUCCAUGUUGGACUUGGCCCGGUCGCCGGUCCACUUGGACGCCAGCCCCUGGGAGGCCGCAACUGGGAGGGAUUUUCAGUUGACCCCUACCUCACGGGCAUCGCGAUGCAACUCACCAUUCAAGGAAUGCAAUCAGCAGGCGUACAAGCGUGCGCGAAGCACUUCAUCGGGAACGAACAAGAAACCCAGCGAACCAACUCGUGGCUCGCAAACGGCACAGAAAUCGCAGCGAUUUCGUCCAAUAUUGACGAUCGCACGCUGCAUGAGUUGUACCUGUGGCCUUUUGCAGACUCCGUCCGUGCCGGAGUUGCCAGCGUAAUGUGCAGCUACAACAGACUCAAUCAAACCUAUGCGUGCGAGAAUUCGGGCUUGCUGAAUGACAUCCUCAAGACGGAGCUGGCUUUCGAGGGAUACGUCAUGUCCGACUGGUUCGCGACGCAUUCGGGGGCCGAGUCUAUCAACAACGGGUUGGAUAUGAAUAUGCCUGGGCCCAUCGGCCAUGCCCAAAUUGUCUCGGGCGAGACAUACUGGGGUCCCAACAUUACCGAUAUGAUCAAGAAUGGUUCAGUCACAGAAGACCGUCUUGAUGAGAUGAUCCGGCUGAUCAUGACACAAUACUAUUUGUUCGACCAAGACAGUUCCGACUAUCCCACUGUCGACCCAUCCAUCGUCUUCACAAUCGCAGCUCAGUCAAAUCUUCUAGACCUGCUUCCCUUCGAGCCACCACCAAGCCGCGAUGUCCAACGAGAUCACGGCAGGCUUAUCCGCAAGCUAGGUGCCGAAGCAACAGUCCUCCUGAAGAACCUCAAUGGGACCCUACCCCUCAAGAAGCCAACUAAUAUCGGCGUCUUCGGUAACGACGCUGCCGACCCAGCGGACGGCCUCGUCUUCGGAGCCGGUUUCGAAAUUGGUACGCUCUCCGUCGGCGGCGGCUCGGGCACGGGACGUCACACCUACCUCAUCUCCCCACUCGAAGCAAUCAAAGCCAAAGCGCGUACGACAGGCUCUCGCGUGCAGUACAUACUUGACAACAAGGUCCUGGCUGCUGAUGACUUUAGCAGCCUGUACCCUAUCCCCGAAGUCUGUCUCGUCUUCCUCAACACGUUCGCGUCGGAGGCCUAUGAUAGAACGAGCCACGAAGCCGACUGGAACUCGACGCUGGCUGUCGAGAAUGUCGCACGAAGGUGUCCUAAUACUGUUGUUGUUACACACUCGGCCGGUAUCAAUACCUUGCCCUGGGCAGACAACCCAAACGUCACUGCGAUCUUGGCUGCACACUUGCCGGGGCAGGAGUCUGGAAACUCAAUUGUUGAUGUGCUUUGGGGAGACGUCAAUCCCUCUGGAAAGUUGCCUUACUCUAUUGCUUUCGAUGCCAAAGACACCGAUAUCCCCAUUGUCAACCUCACCGAGGCAGAAAUCACGUCCCCUACAGCAUGGCAAGCCGAUUUCACAGAAGGUCUUCUCAUUGACUACCGUCAGCUUGAUGCUGAGGGCAUCAACCCCAGAUAUGAGUUCGGCUACGGUCUCAGCUAUACCACAUUUAACCUGGAUGCAUCCCUGAAGAUCAAACAGCUAGCAAAGAGCGUUGCCGCUACGCCUGAUCCCACAACCCCGAACUCCCCCGGAGGCAACCCAGAGCUCUGGGAGCCUCUCCUCCGCGUCACUGCCCGUGUGACAAACACCGGCGCCGUAACCGGCGCUACUGUUCCCCAGCUAUAUGUAGCCUUGCCGCAGGACUCUGUUCCCGAGGGCACUCCCAUUCAAGUUUUGCGUGGUUUUGAGAAAGUCUUUUUGGAGUCAAAGGAGUCAAAGACGGUCGAAUUCGAGUUAUUGCGUCGUGAUUUGAGCUAUUGGGAUGUGGCGUCGCAGACGUGGGUAAUUUCCACUGGAUCAAUUGAGUUACGCGUUGGCUUCAGCUCUCGCGAUAUCAAGGCCAAGGCGAAACAGGUCGUUUUAUCCUCCUAG